UCCCUUUCUCUCCCAUCUCUGUGCUGCGAAACCACCGCCGCUUUUCUCCCAACGAACAAUGGAGGAAGGCCGGAGCGAUCCCAAUCCCAAGGAGGCCGGCAAGGUCGGGUCGGCCUUGUUCGUGGACAUGGAGAAGGUCCGCCAGAUGGAGGGCUCCGGCGAGAACAAUGUCGAUGGACCGAAGAAGGUCAGUAGCCUCCUCCGGCUGUUCAUGGCCUGCAUGGUCUCCGGCGGCAUCCAGUACGGCUGGGCGCUGCAGCUGUCCCUGCUCUCACCCUACUCCCAGACUCUUGGGAUUCCUCACCAGUACGUUUCUUUGACUUGGAUCUGCGGACCGAUAGCUGGAUUUGUGGUUCAACCCAUCGUGGGGUACUACAGCGACCGGUGCACGGCGAAGAUGGGCCGGAGGCGGCCUUUCAUCCUCGUCGGAUGCCUCAUCAUCUGCCUAUCCGUGAUGCUCAUCGGCUUCUCGGCGGACAUUGGGCGGCGCCUCGGCGACACCAAGGAGCACUGCAGCGCGACCACGGGUCCUCGUUGGGCUGCUGCCGCGGUGUACAUCGUUGGCUUCUGGUUCCUCGACUUCGCCAACAACACCGUCCAGGGUCCUGCUCGUGCUAUGAUGGCCGAUCUAUCUGCUGGAAACCAUGGCCCCAAUGUCGGUCAGGCCAUCUUCUGCUUGUGGAUGGCUAUCGGCAACAUCCUCGGCUACACGGCCGGCGCCAACGGGAAAUGGCACGAGUGGUUCCCCUGGCUGAAAACUGCGGCGUGCUGCGACGCUUGCGCAAACCUCAAGGGCGCCUUCCUCACCGCUGUGAUCCUCAUCGCCAUCAGCAUGACGGUGACCUUGUUACUGGCGGACGAGAAGAAGCUCGACAAGGCCGACGUCGAGGCCGCCUCGGGCCGCGGCUGCUGCUCGGCCUUCGGGGACCUCUUCAAGAGCUUGAAGAACCUGCCCCCCGCCAUGUUCAAAGUGCUCGCCGUCACGGCCGUCACCUGGCUGGCGUGGUUCCCCUUCCUCCAGUACGACACGGACUGGAUGGGCCGGGAGAUCUACCACGGCGUGCCGCAGGGCCCCAAGCAGGACAUCUACGAUGCCGGUGUCCGCGAGGGUGCCAUCGGCCUGCUCCUCUGCUCCGUGUGCCUCGCGGUCAGCUCCUUCCUCAUCCCCAAGCUGUGCCGCAAGCUCACGUCCAAGGUCGUCUGGUCCAUCAGCAACUUCAUGGUGUUCGGCAUCAUGACGGCGAUGGUCGUCGUCGGAUUGAUCUCCACCAAGGGGUACAACACGUCGUACACUGACAGCCUCACCGGGCCCGACCCCAAGCUCAAGGCCGCCGCGCUUACCCUCUUCGCGCUCAUUGGGAUCCCGCAAGCCGUGCUGUUCAGUAUACCGUGGGCUAUUGCAUCUGAGGUUGUCGCUAAUGAGGACGGUGGCCAAGGCCUCGCCAUUGGUGUCCUAAACAUAGCCAUCGUCGUGCCACAGUUGAUCAUCGCCCUCACCGCUGGUCCGAUCGACAAAGCCUUCGGCAAGGACAACACGCCCGCAUUCGGCAUCGGCGGCGCAUUCGCCUUCAUCUGCGCUAUACUCGCACUCGUCCUGCUCCCCAAGACAAGAGGCACGUCCAGCGCCGUCAUCGGCGGUGGGCACUGAAAUGAUACGUCUCCUGGCACCAACUGCUCUCUGCCGCCCGUCGUCGCGUCGUGACAGUCCAGCCGGGAACUUUGGUUGCACACUUCGAUUACACUAGCUAGUUUGUUUAUAUCUGUGCUGAGAUCGGGUUUCUAUUUUUAUUUACACCACCGUUCCUUAAUACGUGCUCCGAGUUGACAGUUUAAACUGCAAUGCAGUGUUUCUUUUUUUAGAGGACAGAGAGAUGUUACCUGGUCGCCAUGUUUUAGCAGGCCAGGGAACCUCUCACAACAUUCUAGCAUUAUCAACAUUUGUUCUCUCUGCUGCUAUGAAAAUAUAUACUAG
Molecule: messenger RNA, 1972 nt
Organism: Lolium rigidum
Lineage: Eukaryota; Viridiplantae; Streptophyta; Magnoliopsida; Poales; Poaceae
Product: sucrose transport protein SUT5-like
Exons: 11
Coding region: 59-1648 (529 amino acids)
Biological process (GO): sucrose transport; transmembrane transport
Cellular component (GO): plasma membrane
Molecular function (GO): sucrose:proton symporter activity
Source: RefSeq, a predicted model, not a curated record